Messenger RNA from Columba livia (rock pigeon), 3766 nucleotides. It is a transcript of the gene TRAPPC3L, whose product is annotated as trafficking protein particle complex subunit 3L. The record is from RefSeq and is a predicted model, not a curated record. Gene Ontology annotation, cellular component: TRAPP complex; cis-Golgi network membrane; cytosol. The transcript is spliced from 6 exons. Lineage: Eukaryota; Metazoa; Chordata; Aves; Columbiformes; Columbidae. The coding region runs from base 2387 to 2932 and encodes 181 amino acids. Gene Ontology annotation, biological process: intra-Golgi vesicle-mediated transport; endoplasmic reticulum to Golgi vesicle-mediated transport.
UGAUAUUAUUACACAAAAUUAAAAGUGAUAGAGAAACACGCUGAAACAUUCAGCAGCCCUUUGCCACAGCUUUUCUGGAACCUGUUGUCAAGUUCGUGCUUUGAAAAGAGUAGUAGCACAACAAAAUCCCAGUGUUGUCUGAACACUGCCAUUUUGAAGCUUCAUUUUCUUUCAGUAUCACAGGAUUUUCAGUAACUAUUUGUUUUUUACUAGUGGGAUUAUAUUUUGGAAAAAAUUACCUCCUUUAAAUUGUGUGGAAUAGACGCAUCAGGCUAUUACAUAAUUAUUUUGAAGUGUUAUGUGUGAGUCUUCCAUUAUGCCUCAAUUCAUUUAAAAAUCUCUGAUUGAUUGCUGCUGAGUUUUCACAGGGAACCCAUGUCUUAUUUUGUUUAUAAGAGAGGAAGGCUUUCCUAAGCAUCACUUGUUUACUCAAGAAACACAUUAGAUGUGAAACUGAAGAGAUGUACAACACUGAAAUAUUCAUAGUCAGCCUAAGGCUGUUGAAUGAGGCAAUUUAUCCAAUCAAUACCACAACUUUGUACGGCUGCAUUGUCACUUCCUUGGCAUUUGCUUUCAUGCUGUGCUGUAAAUAAUCCUGCUGGCUCAUCCUAUUAUGGAACAAAUUACAGGGUUGGAUCCAAUUAAGAGCUUGGGCAGCACAUCAAACCUUUAAGUACUCGCCUUCGCAUAGGAACAGGGAGUCUUGAGGUAGACAUUUAGGCUCUUUAUCUGGUGCCCAGGAAGAGUUAGGACUGAAUGCAAUCCAAAAUACCACUCCCUGAGGUGACAGACAGUUUGCCUCUGGGGCAAAGAGAUGCUUAUAUUAAUAGAUGAUGUCUGAGGCAAAAGGGAUACAUGGGCAAACCUUAGCGAUGGUUUUGCUUGUCGUUUUGCAGAGCUCUGUCAGCUUGAAUUUGCUACCAAGAGCCUCACUUAUAAGAGCAAGUGAUAUUUUUUGAACAAUUGAGAAUAGUUUGUUAUUUUCUUUUAGAACAUGGUUAUUGGAAGACAUAUUACACCUUCCUAUCUCCCCAAAUACAAGCAAAUGGUUUUUAUUAUCUUGUUUGCUUUUUAUUGAAAUAAAGCAGCCAUGGCAGAAGGGAGAGAAUGGUUUCAGUUCCUGUUUUCACCUGAUUUUGUCAAAACUCACUCACCUCUUUCUUCCAAGAGCUCAGUUAUUAUUAGUGACAUGAUGUGACUGCAGUGGGAAGAAGCUGUAUUCUGCAGCUUUCUUGCCAUAGUUCUACCAGUUGCACUUAGUUCCCCCACAGAGAAGACUUUUAUAUUUAUGGGAUCAGAAAAAGAUUGGGAUUUUGUUAUCUAAUGAGCAGGAAAAGGUAGAGAGAAAGAGGAAAUUGUUCUAUUUUCCGUCUGAAGGUUGCUUACUCUAAAGUUUGGAAGAGGAGACUGAACCGUGCUCACUCUGGUCCUGCACAGGUGUUUUCAUCAUGGAGUUAGCAGUCAAAAGCCUGGUGUUCUGUACCUCCCCUAGCUGGAUUUUGAGUUACAGUGUGCAUGGAUGUCAAGCUUGCCUGUGCAUGUGAGAAAGCAUGCUAUGAAAAUACCUGCACGAUGUAUUUACUGUUGGAGGACAGGGGAGCACUGCCCAUGUUCCUUUCCUUAACCAGGACAAGCACUGAUGAGGAAAUCAUCACUAAGUUUUAUGUUAAGGGAGAGAAACCUGUUAAUGAUUCUUUUAGCUUACAUCUUUUGCUUCAGAAUUCAGCUGUGCUUUAUAGGCAGUUUUAUGUGAAAUUUUAGGUGCCUGCAGUGAGUUUCAGCAGAAAGUAGGCACUUGAAUCCAAAAACACCCUCUUGAAAACAGAUCCUGAGUUACCUAACCUAACCUAACCAAGGAAGUUUCAGCAGGUCACACUGAAAACACUUCCCAGGCAGAGGUCUACAGGCAAGGUGGCAGCAACAUGGCCAAAGCAGCAGCCACACUGAGCUUUGAGUAAAAGCACUCAUUUGUGAUGUUGGAAACCUGUAUUCAAGUAAUUUUUUUCAUGUAGCUUCAAACCCCCAACACCUACCGUCUUGUGAUUUGAAAGAGUUCAAUUUUCUGAGAGUGAAAUAUUUAACACAAAGUUUAUUGAGCUGGAGAUGGAGAGCAAACAAAAACAUGAUCCUCCAUUGUACUGAUUUGGACACCCAUCUUCUUUGGGGCAGAUCUGUUGCCAGUCAAAUUCUUCCCAAAGGAAUAGGAGGAGCAUCAGCAGCAUUACAGAUUGCAGCAAACACAUCUCAUGCAAAAAGCAGAAGAGCAGAAAGGAGAUCACUUUAGAGAAGGGAAGGAGGAAAUACAGUGAUUGAGAGAAGACUGUUCCGCUUGAAGAAGGAGAGACAUAAACUGACAAUCAAGUGCCUCAGGCGUUACACAAGCAACAUGUCUCGUCCACCAGGAAGAAAGCAGGAGAACCACAAAAUAAGCAGAGAACUUUUUGUACUCACCUAUGGGGCUUUGGUAGCCCAGCUGUGCAAGGACUAUGAAAAAGAUGAAGAUGUCAACACCUGUUUAGAUAGAAUGGGAUAUGGCAUUGGCAUAAGGCUGAUUGAUGAUUUUUUAGCUCGUUCGGCUGUGAAGAAGUGCCGCAGUUAUUCUGAAACAGCAGACAUGAUUGCACAGGUUGCUUUCAAGAUGUACCUUGGGGUCACCCCUAGUGUGAGCUGCAGUAGUGCCGCAGGAAAUGAAUUCUCCUUAAUCCUGGACAAAAACCCACUAGUGGAUUUUGUGGAGGAGCUGCCUGCAGAACGAGCAUCACUUUGCUACUGUAACCUCCUCUGUGGGGUGAUUCGAGGUGCUUUGGAAAUGGUUCACUUAGCAGCAGAAGUUACUUUCCUCCAGGACAGGCUGAAGGGCGAUGCUGUGACAGAAAUAGGAAUUACAUUUUUAAGGAAGGCUGAAGACAGAAAGCACAAAAGAAAUAAAUGAAAAAAAUACUUGGAGAAACCCUUGCUGAGGGAUAUUUUGCGUCUUUUGUUUCUGAAGAAGACAUAAAGGGUAAAAAUAGCUUUCCUGAGCCAGUUGCACCAGUCACAGAUUUGAAAGGUGAAGAGAGCUGGGCAGCAAACAAGAAUGGCAUAGCAGGGGGAGAGCCAUCUUAAUUGUCAUGACACAGACAUCAGUAUAAAAGAUCGAAUGGCCUGCCCUCCCUUCUCACAUAACCAUUCUCUUGAGCGCAGUGGAGGGGUUUUUUGGUAUUUAGUGCACACUGGAUGCAAAAUAUUCAUUCAGACACCAACUGCUUUCAGCUAAGCAUGAUCACCUUUUCCCAUUUUGUUGUUGGUAAUGUUUAAAAGCCUGGCUAAGAAGUGCUUUGUUUCCCUGGCUGUUUGUGGUUAGGAGUAAUGAAUUAAUUCACCGUGAUUGCUGCAUGCAGUGUCUCGCCGUCUGGUGCCUGUUUUGAUGUGCAAUGGUUUGCCAUGCAUUGGCCUCCACACCAGACAUCCUACUCCCUUUGAAACCUGGGAGGGAUGCGGUUUCACUGGUGGCAGGAGCCAGUUCCUUACAGCUCUUUCGGGCCCCACAUGCAGUUUUGCUGACACGCCUUAUCAGCCUCGUGUGUACGUCAGGCUGCCACACUCUGAUGACCGCAGCCGUGCUUGUGUUGCUUCAAGCUAUGGGCCUUUUCAUGUCAGUCUUCUCUUCAAGAGCACUGACCUUAUGACCGCACUGAGCAAGGCAUGGCAUAUUUAAUGUAUAGUCACUGUUGAUCUGUAGUUCACCUAAGGAAACUCGAAUAAAAAUUCAGAGAUUGCCACACAA